GUGUAUUUGUGUAAUAUACUACAUGUAUGUCAUAACUAGCACUUUGUUAUUAUUUGGGGAUUGUGCUUUUCAAAAUAUUUUCCCUGUUCCAUAAAGUGUUUUGGAUAUCUUUUACAGGGCAUCUCAUUCCUCUGGAGAAUUUGUCAAAGAGGAAUGGGUUGAACUGCGCCAUGGUCCUUGGUUGCUUCAUUUGCAAGAAGAAGAGGACAUUCUCUUCAUCAGAAAAUGAAUGCGAAGGACGUGGAAAGUCUGCAGAAAUAAACCGCAGAGCUACUCUGGCAGCAACGGAGGUUGGUUUGGCACGGGAUAGCUUGUGCGACUUGCUGACCAUCCUCGGAACAGCCCCACUAGUCGAAGCCCCUAGCUACAACAGGCACAUAGCCACUUUAUCUUCCUUAUCCCAAGAGACCAGUAAGGAUCAGAAGAAGAAGGUGGCAGCAUGCCUACGUCAAAGGGCCAUGGACAAGGAUCUGACCAUCAGGGAAAAUGAUCAUGUGGACGUGGCAGUGCCCUACGAUGGAACAUGGCAUAGACGAGGUUACACAUCGAAUCAUGGGGUGGGGGUAGUGAUACCGAUCGAUACAGGGGAGAUUGUUUGACACAGAGGGUCUAUCAAAAUCAUGUAAACAGUUUGAGUAUAGAAAGGGUUGGGCCUUCAGUGUUCUCAUCCAGAGGGACCUUGAUCGCCUUCAGAGACUCCAAAAAUGAGCAGCAAGGCUUGUAUUUUCUGCUCCUCUUCGAACUCACAUAUAACCUCUUUGACUUGA
Messenger RNA from Strongylocentrotus purpuratus (purple sea urchin), 767 nucleotides. RefSeq lists its product as uncharacterized. Bases 171 to 599 code for a protein of 142 amino acids. The record is from RefSeq and is a predicted model, not a curated record. The transcript has 2 exons. Lineage: Eukaryota; Metazoa; Echinodermata; Echinoidea; Camarodonta; Strongylocentrotidae.